Molecule: messenger RNA, 10746 nt
Organism: Xyrichtys novacula (pearly razorfish)
Lineage: Eukaryota; Metazoa; Chordata; Actinopteri; Labriformes; Labridae
Source: the annotation of a GenBank genome assembly
AUGGACUUCCAGGUGGCUGUGAAUGUGCCCUUCCUUCAAGGGGUGGCGCUAAACUCCCAUGAGCUGCUGACCUGGCUCAAUAAAACUUUACAGACAGACUACACCAAAGUGGAGCAGGUGUGCUCAGGUAAGUGAGAAUGCAGACUGUAUUCUUUCGGUGUUUCUCUGAUCCAGAGAAAACACCACAAAAAAAGAUGCUUCUUUAACAGAAACCCCACCUUUAACUCUUCUGUUCGUGUUUGUCUGGUUUCCAGGUGCAGCCUUUUGCCAGCUGAUGGACUGGUGUUUUCCCGGGUCUCUGGAUCUCUCCAAGGUCCGCUUCCAGAGUGACGACAUUUCAGACUCUCGUCUCAAUUUAGGAUUACUCAAGGCUGCGUGCAAACAUGCCGGAGUGAUCUCAGUGAGUGUUGUUAACCAAGAGGUGGAGGACUUGAAAACCAGAGUCUUACCUGUUAAAAUCAUUAAAGGAUUACAGAACUGAAUGUGUCCCUGUUUAGAGGCUGAUAAUCAACAAGACACUGUCGAAUAGAAAAGGAUAUUAUCCUAUGAGAAAGUUAAAUAAAUAACAACUGGAUGCAGUUUGAAUGUUCAGCUGUGAAAACAACAAAAACUAGGACAUCCUAUAUUAUUUAAAACUUCUGUAGGAGACUUCAGCCCUCUUUUUUUCUCUCUCUCCAGCACGUCAACAUCGAGACGCUGACAGAGAAGAACCCCCUCGUUGGUCUGGCGUUCAUUCACUGGUUUAAGCAGCUCUUUGAGAAGAAACAAGGGAGCAGGGAGUACGAUCCGGUGAAGGCCAGAGGUGGACAGAGGAUGCUUCCUGUUAACUCAGGUGGGAGCAGUCAGUGUGUUUCUGUGCAUUAAUCCCACCGUAGUCAUGAGUGUAUCCGGAGAAAAACGUUUUUUCUUUUGUUUCAAAGUGAGAUUUUGAGCAUUUUUGCCUUUUUAGGAGAAAAUGUGUAUUUGAGGUAGAAGGGGAAAGAUUCACUGUGUUGUUUUCUGUAACUAAAGGACAAAAACAAAACAAAAUAAUUCUAAUGUCUGAAAAAAAUGGCUGCAUCAAAUCUUUUCUUUGAUCCGUAUUUUCAGGUGGUGACUCCUCCAAAACCCCCGACCAGACCUCAGUGAUCGCCGUAAAGAUCGGACAAAACAGCCCGACAAAGAAAGUGCAAAGCAAAGAAAAAGCUCAGAGGGAUGUAAAGGAGAACGGCGGUGUGAUUGUGUUGACGUCAGACGAAGACGACAUCAUAGACGUGACCACAGAGCAGGAAACAGGGACGAGUUUAAAGGAUGUUUGUGGUCAAACGAAGGAGAUGACGCCGGGAAACCUCAGGACUCGUCUGAACUGUAAUGACUCUCUGCUGCGCUUCAUCAGGAGAUACUGCGAUGAUUCAGACACCAAAGACACUCAACCUGCGAUCUUGAGUCCCACACACCCCGCCGACAUCAUCCAGGCCUCUUGUCAGACGCCGUACUGCCUCUACUUGUACACGGGGGUGGAUUUAGGUGAAGGACAGACCACGAGCGUCGUCCUGGUCGGUUACUUUGACAAGAGCUUAGGGGUCAGCGCUGUAAGACCGCUGCUCACCAUGCAGAUGAGCGUCGACACCCCGGCGAGCACGGACAUCAGCUCAGUCAGAAACUCAGGGAUCGAGAAUCCGGACGCACGCCUUCUGAUUGACAGGUUAAAGAAAUCCGGCCUUCGCUCUUCCAACCUCGCCAUGUUCUACUGCAGCGCUCCAAAUCCAGACCUCAGUCAGGGGUUGGUGUCGGUGCUCCAGGCCGUCAACCACAAGUGUCUGUCACUCUGCGGUCUCUCAGGGAUGGCAGAGAGAGCCUGCCAGGCAGCGCUCACGGCUUCUUUUCAGGACGUGGUCGACCUGAUCAAAAACAUUCAUCACCAUUACUCCACCUACUCGUCUGGAAACAAGACUCUCAAACGUCUCUUUGCUAACUCAGGGUCUUAUGACCCCUCCAGUCAGAUCUCUGAGCAGUUCUUGUUCAUGGUUCUCUCUGUGCAGAGGAUGGUAGAAGCCUGGAGGGCUUUGGUGGCGUAUUUCAAGUCAGUGAAGUCGACAUACAGAGCUCUGCAGAUCAAAACACAGCUCAUGGAUCAUAAAGUCAAGCUGCACUUUCUGUUUCUUUCACACGCCCUGGAGCCUCUUCGAGUUCUGCGGGAAUUUCAGCAGCAAGACUCUGCGGAUGUGGCCGCGCAGCUGAAGAUGGCCGCGAUGCUCGUUCACAGCUACGCAUCCAGGAUUCUCGUCCCCUCGGUGAGAGCGAGCUUCGUCAAGAGUCGAGAGCUGACGAUCCUCCGCGAUGACAGGAACAUCCUCGCUGAGUCGCAGCUUGACAUCGGCCCCGCUCGAGACUUCCUGUGGGCCACUGCUGUGGUGGAUCUGGGUGAACAGGAGAGGAGCGACUUCUUGGGUCACGCAGUAACUUUCUAUAAAGUAACACUGGAGAGUUUGGCCGGGAGUCUUCCUAAGCAGCUCGGAGACGAGGCACUGAGGAAUAUUAGUGUCAUACUGAAACACCCAGAGGACCCGAAGGUAAGUUUUCUUAGAUUAAAGACUUGUAAAUGAGGAGUUAAGAUUUAACAUUGUGCCUGUUUUAGGAACAUUUAGGGGGUGUAUAAAACACGAAACAGUCGUGUGAUAAUUAACCUAUAUUGCACUGUAAUUAACCUCUAAAAAGUGUUCUAAAAGUCUGUAUCUGAAGUUAAAUGUCGAUCCGUCCUGCAGUCCCGUCUUGAAAACAAAUCACACAAGUAUAAAACUGUUGUGUAAGAGUGAGACGACAUUUAACUCUUCAAACUCCAGACGCUGAUCUCCUGUUUCCAAACAUUUCCAUCCUGUCGUUAGAAGAAGAGGUGAACACGCUCCUCUCCCGACUGUUUUGUUUCUUGUCUGAAAUGUUUUAAAAACAAUUCUUCGUUUUUAACCUCUUAGUCUGUGUUUUCCCUCCAGGAUUGCAAAUUUCCAAACUCCUUACUGCCAGAUCUUGGGUUUGAAGAAGACCAGCUGCUGAUGAAGGAUUACGUCCGGGUCAUGGCGACGUUACGGAAGAACCGGCGGAGUGGUAUAAAAGAAGGUCAAACAUGGCCGAAGGUAAACAGAAAACAGAUGGUUUGAUGUGGUUUUAGUUUCUCUGUGAACGAGUAUUUUCAGUUCUGCAGAAUCAAACUUCCCCGUCUUCUCCGUACAGAUCUUACAGCGCAUCGAUCCGUCCUUCACGCUGCACAGACUCAUCCUGACCCUCCUCGCCAUGCCCAGCUCUCUUCAGAGGAACAAAGUGUUUGAUAAGGUGAGAGAAAAACCCGCCGCUGUUCAGGAUCUGUGCCGUUUCAGUCGAUUGUGACGAUAGAAACUGUUCAAGACACACAGCUUUCAGUCCAAGUUCUGCUUUUUGUGGAAUAAUUCACCGUUUGUUUGCUUUGGUCUGAAGGUCAGGGCCCACGAUCCCCUCAAAGUCUUACCUGAAUCGAGCAGGAGUGCAGGAACACGCCGCGUGCGCAAAAGGACUCCCAGUCACGCUGGCCUUGGUGGCGUUGAGGAGACUUCAUCAGAGGAGGAGGAUAAACCCAAAACCACUCUGCAGAUCCCUCUCCAACAUCACAACACCAUGGAGGACUCGGACUACACCGACAACUCCUCCGGUCAGACCGCUGACUGCUCUCUGUAUUCUGUGUUUUGAUGCUCACAGUGUUAAUAAAUGUGUUUUUCUUUAAUCUUCAGACGUGGUCGAAGUCACAGAAGCCUCCAGACUGUGUCCCAAAAUCCAAGUGGUCGACGCAGAGCGUAAGAAAAGUGUUUUUAAUCUAGUUUCACAAAAACAGAAAGACUGUUGUUCAUAUAAGAGACAUUAGAAUUGAUUAAUUUCUAAUAAAAUCAGUUUUAAUGUCACACACUUUACCUGAAUCUGUGAGAGCACUUUAUUUAGUCCUUAAAUGUUCUUUUUUACAGAAGGUUUACCAGCAGAGACUGUUUAUGAAGUGGGUGACGAUGAAGUGGAUGACGACAACGACGAUGACAACGACGACGAAGAUGCCGGCGGCGACAUGGUUCCAGUGAGUGAUGACGACGACCACAAGGUUUCAAAAAGCCUCCCGUCUGGAUCGACCUAUGAGCAGGUAAAAGAUUUGACCUUCUGACCUCUGAGUGUCCCGUUUGUCCUGAAGAAUAUCGAAUAAGAAUGAAACUCUAGUCCAGUUUCAGAACCUCCUCUGGUUGAGUUCAGGUGUGUCUGUGUUACUCAGGGGGAGCUGGUCUGGGCCGCUGCAGACGGUUUUGCUUCCUGGCCGGCCGUCGUCUCCUCCACAGAGAGCGGACAGCCAGGAAAGAGGACAGUUUGGUGGUAUGGACAGAAUAUGUCCUCUCAGGUGAGUCCGAGUUAAAGUCCAGGAAGAUGGAAGUGAAUCUUUAGUUUCACUGUCCUGUAUCAUCUCCACACUCACACACGAGUUUCCCGAUAUCUCCAGAGAACAGAGGCUCAGUUUUUUAGAUGUCCUGAAAAAGAGUGAUGGGUUACUAACUGUGGGAUGUAUAAACAUCUCUGCGAUGAAAAAUGUCUCUCUUUGUUCUCUGUCUCUCCGCUCUGAUGUCUCGUCUCUGAUUCCAGGUCAGUGUGAAAGACCUGAAACCGUUCGCCGCCUUCGCCAAGCUCUUCUGCACCAACUCCUUCGCCGUCUUUCUCACCUACAGAGAGGCCAUCUUUGUGUCUCUGCAGGUCUGUGAGUCUCUCAGAGUGUCUCUCAUCUGUUUGUUCCUCCUCCUCCUCCUCCUUCUCCUCCUUAUUUUUCUGUGUUUGUGUCUGAAGGAGGCGGCUCUGCGCUGUAAGAAACAGUUUCCUGCACAUCUCACCGACAAAGACGAACAGCUGAAACAGAUGUUAGACUGGGCCUUUGGAGGAUUUCUACCUACGGGUCCAGAUGGAUUCAAACCGACGGGGGACCCAAACGGUAUAAAUUAAAAUUCUUUAUAUUUCCUUGUUCAGUUAAGAACGCUGAACAAUAUCUCCAGGUUUAGGAACAACAUCUGCUGCCAUCCAGAUGUUACAGGUUUCACAGGUAAGUUUUACCGUAACAAACGAUUUUCAGCUCAGCGCCUCAGUAAGAUCUGAGCAUGAAUCCGAUCGCUUUAUUGAUCUUUAUGAGCCGAUCAGAGGCAGACGGGUGUGAUGAUUUGAUUCGCCACGAAAAACUACAGGAUGUCACAAAUGACGUUUCUGCGCUCCCGACUUUCCAAGUAGAAAAGGACAACUGGACUUACUUGAGACGUUUCAACGAAGAAUCAGAAUUCAUAGAUGCUGCAUCCUCAGUUUUAAAGAAUAUGUGUGUCUUUGUUUCAUCUCUAGAUGCUGUCAACAACCCUCUUCAAAGACCAACGGUGAAGAUGACACCGAUCCUGAAAGCAAACGCUCCUCCUCACCUCUCCUCCCCUUCUGAUUCAUCGAUCAGCAGUCCGACCUCCGAGCCAAAAGACUCCUCCACAUACAGGAACAGUAAAACAGCCGGCGAGGAGGAGUUCGAUUCAGCGGGAAGAUUCUCCAAAGGAGGCGCGAAACCCCGAGGAGGGAUGGAGACGGGGAGACAAGGAAGAGAGGGAGACAGGGAUGAGUUUGGAGGGGGGUCGGGGAGAGGGAGAGGAAGAGGAGGCUGGAGAGGAGGGAAGGUCCAACAGAAGAAGAUCAACCCGUUUGAUGUGUUUGAUACGGACGUGUCUCCAGACUUUGUGCCUGUGACUAAGAGGAGGACCGUCACCAAGACUUAUAACAAAGCAGAGCAGCCGAGCGGCGUUUACACCCAACCCGACCAGGACGUCCGAGGUAGAUUCUUCCUCUUUAAAAAAUAUAAACUAAAGCGUCACCUGUGGGUUAGUUUCAGAGUAUUUACACACCACAAGAUGGCGCUGAAGGAUAAAAGUCUGAAAUUUAGUCACAUCGUUAGAUUUUAUACAGAUGAAUACAGAGCAGCUCUUUUAAGAGACCAAGAUACAAAGGAAACGCGUCACAAACACCCUCCCUGUCUACCGCAGGAUAUUCCUGUUACUGUGUUUAAAUGACAAAUUCUGGAGAUAAAACAAAAAACAAGUCAGUGCUGGAGUUCAGGUUUAGUAGAUCCUGAGAUUUAUAAGACGCUGAGAAAUAAAAAGUAAAAAGAAAAUAAGUUGAAUGAGCUUCUGUAUGUUAAGAGAAAUACAAAUGUAGACACGUUAAACAGUAUGAUUAUAAAACAUCACAGAUAAAUAUUUCAAAAGGAAAAGAACUUGAAGAGGAGAGCGCUGAUUAAAAUGACGAGAGUUUCUGAAUGUGGUCCAGACAAGGUCCACAAACCUUCUUGAAUUUUUCGUCAUUACCUGUGAUCGAGUAACGAAUCUCCUCGAGGUCUAAACAUCGUCAGAUUUUUAAUACCUUUGUAAACACAGAUGUUAGUGAUAAGUUUGCUAACGCUGCUCCUUUCUCUCCUUACAGAGGAGGUCAUCCGUGAAAUUCUGGCCAAGAGUCUGAACAUUGAGGGUGAGCGCUCGGCUGUAAAGUUUUGGAGUUUGUAUUUCCUGUUAUUGUGCCACAUCAUCAGAUCCGUCAUGACUCCAGAUCAGUCCCUCGGUCAUCUCUUCCUCAGUCGUGUCUCCGUCUGUUUCGUGUUUCUGCAGAGUUCUGUUUGUGCUGUGCCACCAAAGACAUCGACACUCUCCACCCGCUCUUUAAAGGCGGCCUGUGCACCAAGUGUAAAGUAAGGAAUCAUCCAGAAGUGUUGGUCUCUCAGUUAGCAGCAGAUGAACUGAAAUAGUGUCUGUGCUCCUGCAGGACAACUUGACAGAAACUCUGUACCGCUACGACGACGACGGUUAUCAGUCCUACUGCACCAUCUGCUGCUACGGCCUAGAGGUCAUCCUGUGUGGAAACGACAGCUGCAGCAGGUUCGUGUAACGUCACAUACUCGAACCCUGCUGUCUGAAAAUGAACGGAGUGUUUCUCUUCCUUUAAUCAUCGCUCUCUCUCCUUUUCCUCCGCUCGCAGGUCUUACUGCGAGGACUGUCUGGACAUCCUCGUCGGUCUGGGGACGUUUGACGCGCUGAAGGAGAAGGACCCGUGGAUUUGUUACCUGUGUCAGCCUCACAGACCUCAUGGAGCUCUCAUCCCCAGAGAGGACUGGAGCGUCCGUGUGCAGGAGUUAUUCGCCAACAACAGCGCCAUGGAGUUUGUGAGUAACCAGCAGAUACUCUCAGGUUCAGUUUGGGUAAAUGUGAUUCGCUCAAUCUGUAUUUUGUCAGCUUUCAGUUAUUUAUCUUUUUAAUUAAAACCUGACAAACUUCAGGACAAACAUGAUCUGUUAGAGGUCAAUUUUAAUGGAAGCUGAUAGCAAACCUGCAUCCAUGUCCUUUUGGAGUUUCCUGUAGUUUUCACCUUUUCUUCGGUAUCUUGGUGUAAUUCUGUUCAGAUAGAAAGUGGAAUCUUUGUGUCCGCUUAAAGCAGCACAGGUACGAAACAUUCGAGCUGACAAAUCAGCAGGUUAUCUCACAGUCAGGUGAUCAAUGAAUCAACCAAUCACUUUAAACUUGUUUUUACAGCAUCGAUCAUCAGUUUUCCCUCAGUCUCACUGUUUUAUGACCUUUUAUUUUGUAGGAGCCUCACCGCGUUUACCCGUCUAUUCCUGCCAGCCUGCGCAGACCAAUCAGAGUCCUCUCACUGUUUGAUGGCAUAGCAACAGGUGAGUUCACCGACCAGCUUCUCCACUGACCAAAGAGAGGUUCUGUUUUCCAAAGCCUCCCUUCUCUGUACCCGACUCCUUCUGCGUGUCAAAGCGUCUCUGCUGUUUCUUUUCCAGGUUACCUGGUGUUGAAGGAUCUGGGCUUUAAAGUCGAGACGUACGUCGCCUCUGAGGUCUGCGAGGAUUCGUUAGCGGUGGCAGCGGUCAACCAUGACGGGAAGAUCAUGCACGUUGGAGACGCUCGAUUUAUCACAGAGCAGCACGUGCGUUCAGCUGACCUGAUAACCCGCCUGAUGACUCUCUGUAGAAUCUCUGUUUGAGUUUGAAGUCUCUCUUUUCUUCUCCGUCCAGCUGAAGCAGUGGGGUCCGUUUGAUUUGCUGAUCGGUGGAAGCCCCUGUAACGACCUGUCCAUCGUCAACCCGUACAGAAAAGGCCUCUAUGGUGAGUAGCUUUAGAGUCCAGGUGCUCCACUCCAGUAACUGUGAUGAUAAUCAGCAGGUUUAAGUCCGAACGGUUUCAUUCCUCGUAGAAAGGAGCCAGUUCUUCCUGUUUAGAAGAAUAGAAAAAAAAACAGUUUUAAAGAGGAACAGGACUCGACUUUUAACUGUAAUUCUCUCCUCUCUCCUGCAGAGGGCACCGGCAGGCUGUUCUUUGAGUUCUACCGCAUCCUUCAUCUGCUGAAGCCCAAAGAGGAGGACCCCAGGCCGUUCUUCUGGCUGUUUGAGAACGUGGUCUUCAUGAACAAUCACGACAAAGUCAACAUCUGCCGCUUCCUCGAGGUUCUUGGCUCUGACCCGACCCGACCCUCUCCACCUGUGUCUCUUCCUCUUCCCUUUUAACCUGCUCUGUCUUUGCUUCGUCAGUGUAACCCGGUGCUGGUGGAUGCAGUCAGCGUCAGUCCUGCACACAGAGCUCGCUGCUUCUGGGGAAACAUCCCGGGAAUGAGCAGGUAAGAUCUUUAAUCAUUCUCGAAAAACAAGAUCAGAAUAAUCCAAACCAAACGAUUUAUCUGUGGAGACCAAACACUUUAUCAUCUGUGAUGUUUACUUGUUUUUUACGCUCUUUUGUUUCGCUCUUUCUUCAUCAUGACCUUUUUUAACCUUGAGAAAUGGUCGCUUAUAUUUCGCAGACCCAUCGCCGCCUCUCAGAACGACAAGCUGACUCUGCAGGAGUGUUUGGAGACCGGGAGAGAAGCCAGGGUGAGUGAGCGAACCCACAGGAUUUAGUUUAGAGGAUUUUCAGACCCUCCUCUUAAACUUUGUGGAUUUUCCUUCAGGUCACUAAAGUGAGGACGAUCACCACCAACAGAAACUCUCUGAAGCAGGGCAAAGACGUCUCUCUGCUGCCUGUCCUCUACAACGGCAAAGAAGACAACCUCUGGAUCACUGAGCUGGAGAAGUGCGUGUUUUCAUCCGUCUGUUUUUUGCCCUUUCUACAAACUCGUAUUUAUCCUCUGUGCUUCUUUUCUCUCGUCUUCAUCACCAGAAUCUUCGGUUUCCCCAAACAUUACACGGAUGUGAAGGACAUGAACCGGCAGCUGAGACAGAAGGUGUUAGGGAAGGCGUGGAGUGUCCCCGUCAUCCGCCACCUCUUCGCUCCUCUGAAGGACUAUUUCUCGUGUGAGGAGCUGCCUCCUUUGACCAGCUCCACCUCCUCCACCUCCUCCACCUCUCCGUCCUCUCCUGCCUCGCCAGAACUGCAGAUAAGAUAGAGGAGGGCGGCUGUUUUCUGUCGAGAAUCAGCAGCAGUUCUAUGAGGAGAAGAUCUGCAGGUCUCAUCAGAGUGUGACGUCACCGUGGAGAGGAAAACACACACAUGCACAAACUGAGACACGCACACACACACAUCACCCUGUACCUGCAGUUCACAUCGAUCCUCUCUCACCUGGGCUGGUCCCAACAUCACGCCUCUGACAUAUAAAGGGAUGGUGUUAUGGUGGGUUUGAACCUAAAUUAUUUUUAGGCCGGAGUAUCCCUUUUAAAGGCGAGGCGUAAAUAUCACUUCUUAAAUCUGCGGUGUAAAAAGGACUGAUGUCUGUGUGUCUCAAUAUUUCCAAACCCUCAGUAUUUGUUUCUGCUGCUACUGACCAACAACCAGCUGCUAAAUCGAGUUUAAAGGCCGAGUCAAAAGAGGAAAGUGUUCGGACCUUUAUGGUCUGAGGAAACGUUUCAGUUUCAUACUCUGAAAAGUAAAGUGUGUUGUUGUCGGCUGAGGUUACAUCGACUUCACCUGCUUUCCUGCCCAGUCCAAAAAACACAUCAACUUCAUUUUAAUACUUAUCAUGAAUAUUAACUUCAUUAUUACAGGUCACACCUUUUUUACAUUGUCGUCUAACCAGAUUUUGACUUUUAUUCAUCAUGGGGUGCGUUAAAUUGUACUUUGUUGUUGUUAUACUGGUGCUGUAUCUUUGUGUGUGUGUGUGUGUGUGUGUGUGUGUGUGUGUGUGUGUGUGUGUGUGUGUGUGUGUGUGUGUGUGUGUGUGUGCGCGCACUGACACUUUGUUUAAACUGUGAAAACUGUUCCGGACUCAAACCCUUCAUGAGUCUAUAUGCUGCUGUGGUGAUACAGCUUUGAAGACACACUUUCCCUGUAUCUGAGUGAAAGUGGACGUAAAAGAAGCAAAAACCCGACGGGUCAUUUUCGACGCGGUGCUGACUGUUUUGUGUCUUUACAUGAAACAUCUGGUCCAAAGAUAACUUCACUUUGUUUCUGAAGGAAGUGUUAAACUGAUACUCUGCUGCCUUCUCAACUCGACCAUUUAAACUCGGUUUGUACUGAGAGAGUGAAUAAUUUUUUUACCUUGUUUUUUUAAGUGUUUGUAAAAUAUUUGUGCUGAAAGAAAAUCAUGUCAAAGAUUCCUUCCUGUUCUGACUGAUUAUUGUUUCUAAAAUUGGUUUGAAGUGUGGCUGUUCAGUAUUUUUGUACGAAAACACUCUGAGGUUUGAACAAGUCUUUACCGUCUUCUAAAAAAAGAGGGAAAUGUCGUUUUUCUACAUGGAUAAAUAUUUGAGUGUACACUUGCUGACUGUGCUUG